AACUGUUUUUGGCCACUAAACCACUAUGUCGCUCCCACGUUCAUCUCAUAACCAAAUUAUUGUCAAUAACUGCAACUAUAUACGUUAAUCUUUAAUUACUUCUCCCCCUCAAAACCAAAAGAUUACUCCCAUAUUCCAAUACAAAAAGAUUACUCCCAAAUAUUUAACAUCAAUGGCGGCGUUCAAGUCAAGCUUUCUGGUCGUGGCGGCGUUCUGUUUGGUGUACCAGCUGCAGUUGUCUCAUUGCACGGAGUUCGACGUAGGCGAGCGCGGAGGUUGGGCCGUUCCUCCGACCAACGACACUGAUUUCUACGAUAACUGGGCUUCCAAGAAAAGGUUUAAGGUUGACGACACCAUAAGGUUCAAAUACAAGAAAGAUUCGGUGAUGGAGGUGAAGAAAGGAGAUUACAAAGAGUGCAACUCGAGCCGGCCCAACUUCUUUUCCAACACGGGCAACACCAUCUACACUUUAAACCGGUCCGGUUUUUUCUACUUCAUAAGCGGCUCGACCGGCCACUGCGAGAUGGGGCAGCGUAUGAUCGUGUGGGUUGUGGCACAGGAUGGCUCUGGUGGAACCUCUCAUCAUGCUUCGAAUUCAAACACUCUCAACGUCUCUUUCUCCUUUGGACUUCUUCUCGUAAUUUUUGUUUUCCCAUUUAUUUUCUCAUUAGCCUAGUAUUUCACUUAGGAUGGAGUAUUAUUAAUUAAAUAGCUUCUAUGUUCAUUUCUGGAAUUCAAGUUAGGGACUGUUUGUAUUCUCUAGUUUAUUAUUAUUAUCUCAAACUUCGUUUAUGGUGAUAGUAUAUUUUAAUUA
This is a messenger RNA of Salvia miltiorrhiza (redroot sage), 814 nucleotides long. Its product is annotated as early nodulin-like protein 21. NCBI's taxonomy places the organism in Eukaryota, Viridiplantae, Streptophyta, Magnoliopsida, Lamiales, Lamiaceae. The transcript has 2 exons. Gene Ontology annotation, cellular component: plasma membrane. The record is from RefSeq and is a predicted model, not a curated record. The coding region runs from base 173 to 676 and encodes 167 amino acids. Gene Ontology annotation, molecular function: electron transfer activity.